This is a messenger RNA of Salvelinus sp. IW2-2015, 3162 nucleotides long. Its product is annotated as PI-PLC X domain-containing protein 3. Gene Ontology annotation, cellular component: synapse. Gene Ontology annotation, molecular function: phosphoric diester hydrolase activity. Lineage: Eukaryota; Metazoa; Chordata; Actinopteri; Salmoniformes; Salmonidae. The record is from RefSeq and is a predicted model, not a curated record. Gene Ontology annotation, biological process: lipid metabolic process.
UGUGUGUGUGUUGCGUAUAUGUGGGUGAGUAGUAAGGGGAGCGAGCGCUGCAUAGAGAAAGAGCACUCAACGCUCGCGCAGGCAGAGAGUGGGAAUAUAGUGCGCGGUGGCAUGGCUUCCUCUCACGGGAAAAGCGAACCCAGGUUCGCCGACUGGAUGGCAAAUUUACCGGAGAGCAUGCACAGCAUCCCGCUCACCAACCUGGCCAUUCCUGGUUCACAUGAUUCGUUCAGUUUCUACAUAGAUGAGUCCUCUCCGGUUGGUCCUGAGCAGACUGAUGCCGUCCAGAACUUUGUGUCCGUCUUCGGCACGGUGGCCAAGAAGCUGAUGCGCAAAUGGCUCGCCACUCAGACCAUGAACUUCUCCAGCCAGCUGGAGGCCGGCGUCCGCUUCUUUGACCUGCGCAUCUCCACCAAGCCCCGAGACCCAGACAACGAGCUCUUCUUCGCUCACGGUCUCUUCAGCGCCACGGUGAGAGAAGGCCUGGAGCAGAUCAGCUCCUUCCUGUCGGCCCAUGCCAGAGAGGUGGUGUUCCUGGACUUUAACCACUUCUACGGGGUUCAGAACCUGCACCAUGAGAAGCUGGUCUCAAUGCUGAGGGAUGUGUUCGGGGAGAAACUCUGCCCUGUCGUCUUCGCUCAGGAGGUGAGUCUCCAGUACCUGUGGGAGAAUGAGUACCAGGUAUUGGUGUUCUAUCAUAGUCCUAUGGCCCUGGAGGUGCCCUUCCUGUGGCCGGGUCAGAUGAUGCCGGCUCCCUGGGCCAACACCACUGACCCUGACAAGCUGAUCCAGUUCCUCCAGGCCUCUGUGGCUGACCGCAGGAGGAAGGGAACAUUCUUUGUCUCCCAAGUGGUCCUGACACCUAAGGCCAGCACUGUCAUGAAAGGAGUCGCUAGCGGACUGAGGGAGACCAUUACAGAAAGGGCUCUUCCACGUAUGAUGCUGUGGAUCCGUGCCCAGAGGCCGGGAGAGAGCGGCAUCAACAUCAUCACAGCUGACUUCGUAGAGCUGGGAGACUUCGUCAGUGCUGUCAUCACUCUUAACUACCAUAUGGAAGACGAGGAAGAAAACGCCACCUGAGACUGACCGACGGGGUGGUUUAGAGUUCAAUCCUCAGCCAUGUGAGGCUACGCUCGCUCUCUCGCCCUUUCUCUUUGGUGUUCAUUUUUAGGAAGAGAGGCGGUCCUCUGACUUUUCUAGGGCUACGAUAGUUGACAGAGAGGGAGGAGGGAGGGAGCGAAUGAGCGGGGAGGGAGGGAGAGAUGGGGGAGGUGGAGGAAGGUAGGUAGAGGGAGGGAGGAGAAGAGAGAGGGAGAAUGGACUUGAUUGCUCGGUGAGAGAAACUUUUGUUUUUAUAUUUUCUGGGGGUCAAAAGGGCAAUUGUUUUUUAAUGACACUUCGCUUCACAUCUGCUGUAACGAUAACUGCUUCUAUCCUCUGAUCACACAAGCAAUGUUCCUGGCCUUUCCACUUCUUGUGAGGCUAAGACUAGCUUAUUAGAGUGUUCUACAAACAUAAAUGUUGUUCGUAUUUUAGUGACUGUGAUGGUCAACCUUCAUCAAAAUUAAUCUUCAUUGGUGCAAGUAAUACAGCUUAUGGUCGUCAACCUGAUUCGCAUGUCAACUACUCACAUAUGGCAUACAAAUGUACUUGGCAUACUAAACUUGCUUGGCAUACACAAUUCACUUAGGUUGCCACAAUUGAAUUUUGCAGAGCAAAAGUUUUUUGACCUCUUGAGAAGGUCAAAACUAGGAUAUUCUGACUAUUUUGUCUCAGAAUCGUUCCCGUCAUCACAGUACAUAUAUUGUUGCCUUCUCCCUGCACAUUAGUUAAUCUUCUUGUAAAUUAUUGACAUUUUCUUCUGUUUUGAAAGAUGUGUAGACUGUGAGCUCAUCUCAUCCUUGUGUUCAUUUAUAUUAGAAUAGAUUAACUAUCUGUUGCUCUACUUCUAUUCAGGUGUUUGCCUGCUUUUUUUGCGUUCCAUCUAGUAGAAAGAUGUUUCCCAUGCUUUGCACCUAUUGGGACAAACUCUAAAUGCUCAUCGAGGAAGGCAAAUCAUAUUUGAAGUGGCACUUGCAGCAUAGUGAAGAAUGAUAGAAUAAAACCUGUAUCACUUUGUUUUUGCUUAAAUUUCAAUUAAACAUUAUGCAAGCAAGAACAUAAUUGCAUAUGUAUCAAACGCUUUUCCCUCAUUUCUCCAAAAAACAACUAUUAAGAUUAUUGUUGCAUCUUUUACAGAGAAUGUAUUCUUUGAGGAAACAUUUAUGUAAACUAUUAUGAUUAAUGUGAACUAAACAAUAAGGAAAUGUUCAAAAAAAGGUAAUGUGUAUUUGUGUGUCUUGUGCGUAAACGGAUCAUUUCCAACAUUUUUUUCAGUUCUGUUUUUAUUUGAGAAAGAGAGAGACAGACAGAGGGAGUGAGGGAGAGAUUGUUUAAGUGUGUGGGUUUUAUGUGUAUUGUUCAAAGAGUUGUGAACAUUUUCAUACUAUUUCUAUGUGCCAAUGACUUCAUUAUGAUUUAAUCUUAAAUUAUAUUUCAUAUCAUGUGAAAAGCUUGUAUAUAGUGUAAGUGCAAUGGAUUUAUCACCAUUUAAUUGUAAAUGAAAAUGAAUGCCAAGAAAUGCUUCGACAGAAAUAUCUCAGUUUUAACAAAUAUAUGGCCAAAACAUGCUUUGUCGAUCUGACAGUAAGACUAUAUUUUUUGUAACUAAUUAACUGUGCAUGAAUCAAAAGAUAUUUGUAAAUAUAUUGCUUGUCUCUCGGUGGAUUCACUGAUUUUGGAUGACCAGACUAACUACUUGAGUUGUUUGCACUGCAACAGUUAAACAUGACCAGACUUAGGACAUUCAAUAACUAAAACAAUUUUACCUAUUUUUUUUGGACUAAGUAUAUUUUUCACUUCGACUCUGAGAGACUAUUAUAUACCCAUGUAAUAAACUUGAAAUACACAGUAUAAAAAUCAGUUUACUUUAUAAGUCAUCCAGUGUUGACAUAAUUCUACUUCAUCCAUCUUGCAGUCAUUGCAUUGCUGUUCUUUUAUUUGUGAUAAGUCUAUCGCUGUAAAAUUGUUGUAAAGACCAAACCUUGUGUGUUACAAUGAGACAGAUUAUGUUUUAAGUGGGUGAUGCCCAAUCAAAUAAAGCUAUAUGUCUAUAUGACUCUC